GCAGCGCUGGUAGGGACUGUCGGCGGGGACGACAAGGGUAGACGGCCGGCGUGGUGCGAUCCCCGCUGUGGCAGACUUCUCUCUCGCUCCUCGCUUGAUGCACCCUCGUACUUCAGCAGCCAGAUGAAGCUGACCGAACACACCUGCGCUCUGUCUCCUGCCCAUCAACCGCCCCUGCUGCCUGGCGGUGCGCCGGCACAGCAGCCCACGAGUGCGGUGCCACGAGAGGACAUGAGUGAUGCCAGUCGCUCGUGCUACUUCUUAGAGGUGCAAAAAGCGCAGCACGCUCGCGACAUUCGGACACCGCUAGUGGACGCCGCACUGACACCCUACGAAGCGAAAAAAGCGCAGCGGAGGGCGUAUCAUCACCAGCAGGCCGUACUGCGCCACGAGCGAACGAUUCCACGUCGGCGCGCCGUCGAUCCGUACGUGCAUCUCACCGGCGCGCAGGCGGAUGUGUGCUUGGUGGUGCCGAACACCUACACAGCAGACCGACUCGUAGAGCGCAACGGCGGACGAUGGGUGCUCGACAAUCCGCACCGCCAGCAGUUGUACAAAGGUGAGCCGAUCAUGACGCGCAUCAUGCAUGGCGAGUUCUACAGCGAGGGUGCGGCGCGCCGCGCUGCAGGAGUGCCGCGCCAUUACGUUUUGGCCAAAAACCGCCGCGAUGUGCGAGUGACGAGUGAGAUAAACCGUGCAGAGCGGCAGCGGCGUCAGUCACCCUCGCGCCACUGCGUCUGCUCCAAGUAG
Leishmania mexicana MHOM/GT/2001/U1103 is the source of this 750-nucleotide messenger RNA. RefSeq lists its product as uncharacterized. NCBI's taxonomy places the organism in Eukaryota, Euglenozoa, Kinetoplastea, Trypanosomatida, Trypanosomatidae. The transcript has a single exon. The annotation marks the transcript as partial. The record is from RefSeq and is a predicted model, not a curated record.